Messenger RNA from Sinocyclocheilus grahami, 2479 nucleotides. Its product is annotated as meiosis-specific coiled-coil domain-containing protein MEIOC-like. Gene Ontology annotation, biological process: mRNA stabilization; male meiosis I; meiotic cell cycle. Gene Ontology annotation, cellular component: nucleus; cytoplasm. NCBI's taxonomy places the organism in Eukaryota, Metazoa, Chordata, Actinopteri, Cypriniformes, Cyprinidae. Bases 125 to 2479 code for a protein of 784 amino acids. The record is from RefSeq and is a predicted model, not a curated record. The transcript has 8 exons.
UCUUUAAUUUAUUUUCACAGUAAAUCAGCUGAUUAAUUAGAACAAUCGUGAACAAUAUAUAUUUAUAAUUUGUAUCACAAAUAAUUUAUAGAGAGAGGCCCUCUGCCAGCAAAGUUCAUUGUCAAUGGAGGUUAAUAAUGCAGAGAAAAGCAAAAUCAGUGUGGAUACAAAUGGAGCAAGAGCAGUCUUUGAUCGAUUUCAUAAUUCAGGGCCAGACUCCUACUUUUCCACAAACAAGCCUCAGAAUAGCUUCAAAGGCAGUGGAUUCUUGUCAUACAACCCAUUCUCGGACUGUCCGGUGCAAGACUGUGCACCACUGCCUUACACAGUUUGGCCAACUCCGGGAGAAGACUGUAAAUCAGUGAAUUGGCCUCAAGUCAUACCUAAUAACAGAAAUCUGGUAGAUGCAAGUAAUUGUGGGAGUGAGGCUGAUCUUUAUGGAUUAGUGUCCGACAUCUUGGAAGAACCAGAUUCAAUAGAACCAUACUCCUCAUAUGUCUCAGAGAAUAGGCUACCAUCUAGUCUGAAAGGUGUGUGGUCUCCAAAGUUAACAAGAGAAGAGAGGAUGCAUUACUUCAGUAAUGAGUCUGCAGGUAGAGAAUCUCAUCAGUGGGCUGAACUUCAGAAUUGUAAUGGUUUUGAUUCUUUUGCACUUCCCUGCAAUUUCUCCUCUUGUAAUGGAGAGGCUGACACAUAUUCUCCUCAAGAUCUUCCUCGCCCCCCAGGCCUGAACAUACCCCCAACUUUAAGCUCUAGCCUCUACCAGACCAGGGCUGGUAAACCUGAGUUUCUUACAACUGAGAAGGAUGAAGGAUACCGCAGCACCACUAACUGCCUGUCUGAUUAUAUAAACACAGUCAACAACUCUGGCUGCCCUCCACAAACAAUGGAUGACUCCUAUUUCAGUUCAUCUCAUGAAUUUUCAUCUGUGAGCAAAGAUAAACUGAAAAACACCCAAUCGUUCUCUGUGCAGGAUGUCAGUAAACUGGCCUUUCUCUUGGCAGAGCAGGAUAUGAACUAUUGCCGAGAAUCUACCCAGAAUGGGCUUUUUGCACAGAGGAAUCUUGAGGAAAUCAUGGCAGAGCAGAAGAGUCAUCCUUUUCAAAGGAUGUCGGAGCUUAUUACUCAAACACCAGAUUUUAAGAGAGAGGUGACACGCAACCAUAUGGAGCAAAGAAGAGCUAAAGUAGUGGAUAAAAAACAAAGUCAUUAUACUAUGCAUGAAUUUUCAGGGUUUGGGCCACCAAAUACUUUUUCUCCUACCAUCUUGCCUCCAGCCCUUCACCCAAACAAAGAAGCCAGCCUGAUAGGAAGCAGCACCGCCCAAACCAGUGUAAAGCAGUACCAGCCUAACCAGUUAAACCAUUACCAAAAACAAGCUACGAUUUCGGCAAAGACCAACAGCAACAAUGAAUCACAUGGUUUUGCAAAGCUCACAACCACAUCAGGGGCUGUUCCAUUGCUUCCUUCUCAGCAGUUGUUCCGGCCUGCAGCGAGAGUCCCAGCUGAUUUGAGUCAGGGGAACACAGUAAAUCUACAUGGUGCGAUAGGCCAGGUCAGUCUUGAGAAGUUAAGGAAGGGAGCAGGAAAUGUGGACAUUUCAGAUUUUGACCUCCAGCUAGAGAACAACAGGUUGUCGGCGGGCCUUAUGGUCGAUGGGUGUUUUUAUCAGCGAUUUAACACGAAACCCAAACUUCCCGGUUUCCCUAAAGAGACAGACACAAAACCAGGACUCCGUCAGUAUCCAUAUCAGGGGCUGGGCAGUUUGUAUGGAGGACAAAUGAGACACAAUGGAGCGAGUUCAAACUCAGCCAAAGCUACACCAUCACAACUUUUCCCAUUCCUAUACCAGAUGGGUGAUCCCAGAAAAAGCGCAUGCCACCCGAUUCAGUCACAGUCCCAGUUGCCCUACUGCUCUGUGCCCCUCAUCGACAUGAAUGAACAUCUGCCAGAUGGAGAUAAUUCACCCUUCAGCCCCUAUCUACAAGAAUGUAUUGGGCUAAGCCAAGCAUCCAGAGAUGGGUUGUUCUCCGAGUUUCUGUCGGACACGACUUUACCUAAGUUUGGCAAGGCAUUCGGAAGCCCCAACAGUCAGCUACACUUUUACCUGGAGGAAUGUUACGAGCAGUGGAGGAUGCUGGAAAAAGAGAGAAAGCAAGCAGAAGCUGUUCUUACAAAGACUUACCCAGGAAAACGCGUGUCUGUGGUGACCAGUAGUGUUUUACCCAAAAUGCCUCCAAACCCCUCCAGACUGGACCGCCUCAUUGUAGACCAGCUGCGCGAACAGGCCAGGGUGGCAAGUUUGCUAGGCAAGAUGGAACAGUUGCGCAGUUUUCCACUUCAUGCUAAUAUCGGCUCAGCAUUGGACAGGCAUCUUGAGGUCAUCUACAUCACUCAGGCACGCCGAAAGGACGAACUCAUCAGUGCUAACAGCAGACAGAGGCAGCCAGCAGCCUUCUUUAGAGAGGACAGGGGUUAG